CACCUGAAGUUUUAAGAGGUCAACCUUAUACUUUAGCUAGUGAUAUAUAUAGUUUUUCUAUGAUUAUGUGGGAAUUAAUAUCUGGAGUUCCUCCAUUUGAAAAUGAAGCUCAUGAUUUUCAAUUAGCUUUAAAUGUUGGGAUAUAG
Funneliformis geosporum is the source of this 146-nucleotide messenger RNA. The record is from the annotation of a GenBank genome assembly. Lineage: Eukaryota; Fungi; Glomeromycota; Glomeromycetes; Glomerales; Glomeraceae.